AUGAAGAUCCAGAUCGUUUCAGACCUUCAUCUAGAAUCUCCUGCCGCGUAUGAUGUCUUCGAAAUCACCCCCAAGGCGCCAUAUUUAGCGCUACUAGGCGAUAUCGGCUAUGCCAAAGACGCGGGGCUGUUUGACUUCCUCCGCAAACAAUUGGAAGCAUUCCGGGUUGUUUUGUUUGUAUCGGGUAAUCACGAAGCGUAUCACAGCAGCUGGCCGGAGACAAAGUCUGCGCUCGUCCAGCUCAAAAAGAGAGUGGACGACGCUCGAGGACGCGAUGAAGCGCUCGGUGAACUUGUCGUUUUGGACCAAGCCCGUCACGACAUCUCACCAACCACCACCAUCCUUGGAUGUACUCUGUUUUCGCACGUGGCCGAAGCACACAAGCAAAACGUCAGUCUCGGUAUGAAUGACUUCUACCUCAUCGAUGAUUGGACAGUCGAAACCCAUCAAGAAGCGCACGCUGCCGAUGUAGCGUGGCUGAACGAGCAGGUUGAUCAUAUUUCGCGCUCCGAGCCCGAGCGGAAAAUAGUCGUGUUUACUCAUUACUGUCCAUCAACCGAUGAUAAGGUUGUCGACCCGAAACAUGCUAACACCAAAAUCAUGUCGGCGUUCAUGAGCGACCUCUCUACCGAGCCGUGUUGGGAAAAUCCGGCCGUCAAACUCUGGGCUUUUGGUCAUACACAUUAUAACUGUGACUUCCAAGACUCGAAAACCGGGAAAGUAGUGACCUCAAACCAAAGAGGAUAUUAUUUUGCUCAGUCGGAAGGGUUUGAUUGUGAAAAGACCUUUGAAGUGUAG
Messenger RNA from Aspergillus affinis, 798 nucleotides. RefSeq lists its product as uncharacterized. Lineage: Eukaryota; Fungi; Ascomycota; Eurotiomycetes; Eurotiales; Aspergillaceae. Bases 1 to 798 code for a protein of 265 amino acids. The transcript has a single exon. The record is from RefSeq and is a predicted model, not a curated record. Gene Ontology annotation, molecular function: hydrolase activity.